GGAUCCACGCGUUCGAUCGUGCACGGCGAAAAAAAAAAAAAAGGUUCAAGAAUCCCGAGGGUCCUCUUAUCUUAUCGCCCGCUGUCAGUUGAUAUCCUUUCUUGCGAUUCACUUUCCUUUCCACACCCGGCCUACCAUCCCACUGCCAUCAGCAUUGCCGCCACUGUCGCUAGCCGCCGAGUUGCGCUGCCAAUAUCUCAAUACCAUUCUACGGAUUUGAAGGGAGGAAAAAGCAAGACAAAGCCGAGAACCCCGCCAGAAACCGCGGCAGCAAAAACCUCGACGAGCGACAGUCCCAGACACCACCACAACCUUUUCGACAUGGCUACGCUUACCACCACCAGGACCCUACCUGGUGGCAGCCAGAAGAUGGAAACCGUGUCCGGUGCUCCUGUACAACUUCUACAGUCCCGGGAGACCGGUGAGGUUGACCCCAGGCCAAAGGCUGGAGAAAGGCCAGCAGUCGCAAAGUCAUGGGCACACUUUGUAGCUGGAGGUGUCGGCGGCAUGACAGCAGCAACCCUCACAGCCCCCCUCGACGUCCUCAAAACCCGCCUCCAAUCCGACUUUUACCAAGCCCAGCUCAAAGCCUCCCGCGCCGCCCACGUCGGCCCCAUGAACCCCCUCCGCACGGCAGUCUACCACUUCAACGAAACCGCCUCGAUCCUCGCGGCCGUGUACAAGGUAGAAGGCCCGCGCGCCUUGUUCAAGGGUCUCGGCCCCAACCUCGUCGGCGUCGUCCCUGCCCGCGCGAUCAACUUCUUUACAUACGGCAACAGUAAACGUUUGUUGGCUCAAUGGUUCAAUGAUGGGAAAGACGACUCGACAUACAUCCACCUCUCCUCGGCCAUGAUAGCCGGUGUGGUAACGAGCACGGCGACGAACCCGAUCUGGAUGGUCAAGACGAGAUUGCAGCUUGACAAGAACCUCGCGGCUGAGGGCGGGAUCGCGACGAGGCAGUACAAGAACAGUCUGGACUGCAUCAAGCAGGUGCUGAGGAACGAGGGCAUUUACGGGCUGUACAAGGGCAUGAGCGCGAGUUAUCUGGGCGUGGCCGAGUCGACCCUGCAGUGGGUGCUGUACGAGCGGGCGAAGAAGAGUCUGGCGAGGAGGGAGGAGAGGUUGGUGAUUAGCGGGAAGGAGAGGACGUGGUGGGAUACGACGGUGAGCUGGAUGGGGAACGCGAGCGCGGCGGGAGGGGCGAAGUUGAUUGCGGCCAUUUUGACUUACCCUCAUGAGGUUGCCCGGACAAGACUUCGUCAAGCGCCCAUGGCGGACGGCAGACCAAAGUAUACCGGCCUGGUUCAGUGCUUCAAGCUUGUGGCCAAGGAGGAGGGCAUGGUCGGUCUCUAUGGAGGCAUGACGCCGCACCUGCUCAGGACCGUCCCAAGUGCGGCCAUCAUGUUUGGCAUGUACGAGGGCAUCCUGAGACUGCUGCAACCUUCGCAUCAUGAGCCAUGAGGAUGACGACCGAGUCGAAAACGAUGACGGCUGUACGGUCAUAACUCUACGAUGCGGCCGACCCAGGCGCACAUGCCAACCUCUUCUCCUUAUACACCUCUGCACCACCAACAAUCGAUACCCUACCUUUCUUUCAGCGACGUAUCAUUACGGAGAACAUAUGCUUUGGCGAGCGAUUGGCGUAUAUAGGAGACACGGGGAACGACGGGAGACUGUGGGGGCGGGGGCGUGUUAACCCUCUUCUCGCACACUGGAAAGACUGGAUGGGGCGGCAACAGCAUGGGGAUGGUUCAAGAAGGCAAGCAUGGCAUCCGGCGUUUAGGUUGGGCUUCUGUUGGGUGGUUUUUAUUUUUGGGUAUAUAUGGGAUGAUGCGAGUAGGUUUGGCAACGGGAUGAUUUACCCCUCUCACUGUUACUCGUUGUUGCUUGUAAUGAUACAAGGGAGGGAUUAAAUGUACGAUACCUGCGUCAGGGCGCAUGAUGCAUGAAGGGAAAAACGGGGGGAGGAUGUAUGCAUUCAGCAGGGGAUGAAAGCUGGGGGGUUCUCAAAUGGGUGGAAAAGAAAAGGAACGGAAAAUUCACGGAAAGGAACAAAGAGGUAAAAUAGGAUCCCUGCUCUUGAAAAAAGACAAAUAAAUCCAAUAUAAACAUGGCAAAUCAAGCCAAAUCCACACUGAGCCGGAGUUCACGAGAUAGUAAACUGUCAUAGGGACACUGGGAGGUGGAAAAACGGGAUAUCUCGAAUUCAAUGAAACCAAAUAAAAGUCCAACAGCUAAACCCUCAAGACACUCUCUCUCCUUGGCUUCCAUUCUCCUCCGCUGGCAGUGAAUCGACAUGAAAGGAAACAAAACAAAACAAAACAAAACAAAACGGUACAACUGAUGCAACAAACAACAUUACUCGCCUCCUUUUUGGGAAAAAAAUGACCAACCAAGCCCGCAUAUCAUCAUAACCCGUCAAGCUUUCUAAUCAUCCAACUUAUACGACUCUGGAAACAUCCCUUUAGGUGGUUUCUUUUGCAGCUUUCUCGGUCUCGUCUGCACAGAGAGUGGUGGCUGCGGUGGCGCCGGCCCCGACCUGCUGAUGUCCGUUGCCGCCCUCUCCCUCCCGCCAGACCACAACCGCGAAAUACCCCUCCCGGUCGUCGAAAAGCUGCUGCCGUUCGUAGAAACCGAAGCCGUCGUCUGAUCCAAUGUCGUGGUCGUGGUCGUGGUCGU
This is a messenger RNA of Podospora bellae-mahoneyi, 2679 nucleotides long. It is a transcript of the gene RIM2, whose product is annotated as Pyrimidine nucleotide transporter, mitochondrial. The coding region runs from base 322 to 1461 and encodes 379 amino acids. Gene Ontology annotation, biological process: pyrimidine nucleotide import into mitochondrion. NCBI's taxonomy places the organism in Eukaryota, Fungi, Ascomycota, Sordariomycetes, Sordariales, Podosporaceae. The record is from RefSeq and is a predicted model, not a curated record. The transcript is spliced from 3 exons. Gene Ontology annotation, cellular component: mitochondrion. Gene Ontology annotation, molecular function: pyrimidine nucleotide transmembrane transporter activity.